Molecule: messenger RNA, 2247 nt
Organism: Candoia aspera
Lineage: Eukaryota; Metazoa; Chordata; Lepidosauria; Squamata; Candoiidae
Gene: SZRD1
Product: SUZ RNA binding domain containing 1
Exons: 4
Coding region: 101-559 (152 amino acids)
Source: RefSeq, a predicted model, not a curated record
GACGCCAAAGGCGGGGCCGGCCGGCCGCGGUCGCCGACAGGGUCGGGCCAGGUGCCGUGCGCAUGCGCUUCGGGCGGGCUGGCGGCGGAGGGGCAUUACAAUGGAAGAUGAGGAGGUCGCCGAGAGUUGGGAGGAGGCGGCCGACAGCGGGGAGAUAGAUAGGCGACUGGAAAAGAAACUGAAAAUCACCCAGAAGGAAAGCAGGAAGUCCAAGUCCCCGCCCAAAGUGCCGAUCGUGAUUCAGGACGACAGCCUUCCUUCGGGCCCACCGCCACAGAUUCGGAUCUUAAAGCGGCCCACGAGCAACGGGGUGCUGAGUAACCCCAACUCUGCCAGCCGACCUGCCUUCCCAGUGAAGUCGCUGGCGCAGAGGGAGGCCGAAUACGCGGAGGCCAGGAAGCGGAUUCUGGGCAGCGCCAGCCCCGAAGAGGAGCAAGAGAAGCCGAUCCUUGACCGGCCCACCAGGAUCUCCCAGCCUGAAGACUCCAGGCAGCCCAGCAAUGUGAUCAGGCAGCCGCUGGGCCCGGACGGUUCGCAGGGCUUCAAGCAACGCAGAUAGGCUUGGCUGGCUGACUGGGUAGUAUGACAGCAGGGGGCUCCCCCUCCUCGGCAGACCGAUGGACCUGUGCCACAGGGGCGUGACUCUGGCCGGGUGUGCCCCCGGCUCACUGUGGCCCUCAGCCCUGGCCCUGGGACUCCUGCACCUCCCUGUGGGACUGACAUGCCAAGGAGGGCGUGCCAAGGGAGGAGGAAGCGGGGCAGGCUUCUCCCACGGGGUGCUGGGUUGCCCCAACCUCCCACCUGCUGAAGUGAGCGCCUGCAAAGGAAUGACUUCUCCCAUUGGCCCCCCAGGACUAGCAGCAGGAGGGGGGCUCUGCUUCCCAAGAUGUGCAUGUUGGUGCGUGUUACGUUUGAAGCAAGGUGCAGACAGGGCGGGUGGGCGGAAGGUUUGAUGGUUUGCUUUGGGGAAUGGGAUGGCUUUGAAGCAUCACGCGUGGGAAGAAGAAAGGGGGUGUGUUAGCUGUUUAACUUGUUGAUCUGAGAAAUGGUAGUUGGUAGUGUUCAAAAAGAAGGGGAAUGGGGAGGAAGCGACGGUGGGCAAACCCUGUCUCCUCCUGCUUGCUGCUGCUUCUGAGCAAAUGGAGGGAGGGCCCUUAGGCCUGUCUCCCCCCAGGCCAGCUUGGCCUCUUGGAGGCCUGUGAGCCGGCAGGCGCCCCGGUGCCUCUGUGUGACGGGCUGUGGCUCAUCUUCCGCCUCGGGGCAGGAUGGAUUGCCAGGCCCCUCGUCUUGGCCAGCACUCCUUCGCCUACUCGCGCUGCUUCUGGACCAUGAGGAAGGUCUGCCUUUUGCCACUAGGACCCUGAAGUAGGCACAGACUAGUUCCUUAGCUCCCCUCGCGCUGGGCCCUUGGGAGGACGGGAGGCGCGGGGGAGGAACCCAGUGGCCAAGUGGUGCUUGUGCUGGCCACGGACACCAGGCAAGCUGUGAGCCCAGCUGCGAGCCCAGGAGUUUGGCCCGUGUGCUGUGAGCUCUGUUCCUGGUUAGCAUGCUGUUUGGAAGGGAAAGGAGUGGGAUACAAGCAAGGUUCAGAAGUGAGAAAGGGCAGGAGAUCAGAUUUCCUUCCCUCGCAAAAUGGGAUGGAUUAUGAAAGGCUUGAGGUCUUAUGACAGGCCUGAGGGCAUAGAGCCAUUUUUAAAAUGGCAUGGAAGAACGGAUUUGUGGUGACAGAUGGUUGCUUGUGGGCCCUGCGUGAUAUUCUAGCGUUUUCCCAGGUGGUUGGACAAAAAAUACUUGAGAAGCUGGUGGGUGUUAGGAGACCUGCCUGUGGUAGGUGCCCCCCACGUGUCGAACCAGCUGGGGCUUUGCUCUUUAGCAGCCGUAUUGAGGGCAGGUCUUAGGUCUCCCUCCAGCACCGCUUUCAGGUGCCUGGGCUAGCUUGCUUCACUGUGCUUCCCGAGUCUGCCUUUUGGUUUCACUGUCUGGUUUUGGAGGACAGAACCGGUGUAGAAAGGGACACCUCUGUGGCUUGCCUGGGUCAAGGGAAUCCCACCCUUAAAAUCCUCUCCUCUUAUGCUGGAACAGAAGGGAAACCUUGGGCUGCAAGGGGGUGGGGGGAGGAGUGUGGGGCGCUGGAACGGUGUCUCUUUGUACAUCAACAUAGGACAUGUACAAAAAUACUGCAAAACAAGUAACUGGUCAAAAAAGGAAUAAUAGAAAUAAAACUACCUGUGUACAAAAAGUGAAAAA